GUAUGAUUAUGUUGAAGUGAUUGAUGGAGAUAAUGCUGAAGGACGCUUAUGGGGAAAGUACUGUGGAAAAAUUGCUCCCCCUCCUUUAGUGUCUUCAGGACCAUAUCUUUUUAUUAAAUUUGUUUCCGACUAUGAGACACAUGGAGCAGGAUUUUCUAUCCGUUAUGAAGUUUUCAAAAGAGGACCUGAAUGUUCCAGAAACUUUACUUCAUCAAGUGGAGUGAUAAAGUCCCCUGGAUUCCCUGAAAAAUAUCCUAAUAGCCUUGAAUGCACUUAUAUUAUCUUUGCACCAAAGAUGUCAGAGAUUAUACUGGAAUUUGAAAGCUUUGAGCUAGAACCUGAUUCAAAUACUCCAGGGGGAGCGUUCUGUCGCUAUGACCGAUUGGAAAUCUGGGAUGGAUUCCCUGAUGUUGGUCCACACAUAGGGCGUUAUUGUGGGCAGAACAAUCCAGGACGUGUCCGGUCUUCAACAGGGAUUCUUUCAAUGGUAUUUUACACCGACAGUGCAAUAGCAAAAGAGGGAUUCUCAGCAAACUACAGCGUGUCGCAGAGCAGUGUAUCAGAAGAUUUCCAGUGCAUGGAACCACUAGGUAUGGAGUCAGGAGAAAUUCACUCUGAUCAAAUCACUGUCUCCUCCCAGUACAGCGCUAUCUGGUCUUCAGAAAGGUCCCGGCUAAAUUACCCUGAGAAUGGAUGGACUCCAGGGGAAGAUUCUGUCAGAGAAUGGAUACAGGUAGAUCUAGGCCUUCUCCGCUUUGUUUCUGGAAUUGGGACCCAAGGAGCCAUCUCAAAAGAAACAAAGAAAGAAUAUUAUUUGAAAACAUAUCGCGUAGAUGUCAGCUCCAAUGGCGAGGACUGGAUUACACUGAAGGAGGGAAACAAGCCUGUUGUGUUUCAAGGGAAUAGCAAUCCCACUGAUGUUGUUUACAGAUCUUUUGCCAAACCAGUUUUAACACGGUUUGUGCGAAUCAGACCUAUGUCUUGGGAAAAUGGAGUAUCACUGAGAUUUGAAGUUUACGGCUGCAAGAUAACAGAUUAUCCUUGCUCUGGGAUGCUGGGUAUGGUGUCUGGGCUCAUUCCUGACUCUCAGAUUACUGCAUCUACUCAAGUUGAUCGAAACUGGAUCCCAGAAAAUGCUCGCCUUAUAACAAGCCGUUCAGGUUGGGCGCUGCCACCGACUACUCAUCCAUAUACAAACGAAUGGCUUCAAAUAGACCUUGGUGAAGAAAAAAAAGUGAGGGGCAUAAUUGUCCAAGGAGGCAAGCACCGAGAAAACAAAGUAUUCAUGAAAAAAUUCAAAAUUGGCUACAGCAACAACGGUUCGGAUUGGAAAAUGAUCAUGGAUUCCAGCAAGAAAAAGAUAAAGACUUUUGAAGGCAACACCAACUAUGACACGCCUGAACUGCGGACUUUUGAACCUGUAUCAACAAGAUUCAUCCGCGUCUACCCUGAGAGAGCCACACAUGGAGGACUGGGGCUGCGAAUGGAGCUGCUGGGCUGUGAACUCGAAGCUCCUACUGCUGUCCCUACCGUUUCUGAAGGCAAACCUGUGGAUGAGUGUGAUGAUGACCAGGCAAACUGUCACAGUGGCACAGGUGAUGACUACCAACUGACAGGUGGUACUACAGUGCUGAAUACAGAAAAGCCAACAGUAAUAGACAAUACAUUACAACCAGAGCUGCCACUAUACAACUUCAACUGUGCCUUUGGCUGGGGAUCCCAAAAGACUUUGUGCCACUGGGAGCACGACAACCAGGUGGAUUUAAAGUGGGCAAUCCUGACCAGCAAAACCGGGCCAAUUCAAGACCACACAGUAGGAGAUGGCAAUUUCAUUUACUCACAAGCUGACGAAAGCCAGAAAGGCAAAGUCGCCCGACUGCUGAGCCCUGUGAUUUACUCUCAGAACUCUGCCCACUGCAUGACCUUCUGGUACCACAUGUCCGGGGCACACGUCGGCACCCUGAAGAUCAAACUGCGGUACCAAAAACCAGAUGAAUAUGACCAGGUGCUGUGGACCCUGAGUGGGCACCAGGCAAACUGCUGGAAGGAAGGACGCGUUCUUCUUCACAAGUCUGUGAAACACUAUCAGGUGGUUAUUGAGGGAGAAAUUGGAAAAGGAACUGGAGGAAUUGCUGUGGAUGAUAUUAAAAUUGACAAUCACGUAGCACAAGAGGAUUGCCGAAAAUCAACUGAUGUGGAGAAUGAAAUAGAUGAAGAAGACCCAGAAAGUAAUCAAACAGGGUUUACACCUCCAUACCAUAUGGGUGAGGACUACGAUGAUAACAUCUCCAGGAAACCAGGCAACGUCCUGAAGACCCUAGAUCCAAUCCUUAUUACCAUCAUAGCCAUGAGUGCACUCGGGGUGCUUUUAGGAGCCAUCUGUGGAGUUGUCCUGUACUGUGCCUGUUGGCACAAUGGGAUGUCAGAGAGGAACUUGUCUGCACUGGAGAAUUACAAUUUUGAACUGGUCGAUGGUGUAAAACUGAAAAAAGAUAAACUAAACACACAGAAUUCAUACUCGGAAGCAUGAAGGUAUAAAGCGACUGGAGAAGUUUCAGAGAAUUGGGAUAGAAGGACAUAGCUCGGUCGUGCUGGGGAACUGUUGAUCUUCUUUUACUGUACGGGCUGAAAAGUGCAUUGAUGACACUGAGCCAAGCUUUUCUCAGGAGCUUCAAUGAGUGUGUAACCGAUAAACAUGGACAACAAUCUAUGUUAACAAUCUGAAUCAUGUACAGUCUGCUUUUUCUGUUGGUUUUAUUUGAAAUAAUCAAAUGCUGGUGUUGAGACCAAGUAUGAUUGACUUAUAGUUCAUUUUGUCUUUCUUUCUCUCCCUCUCUUUUGUUUUCUGUUAAUGGAUAAUUUUGUUUUUACUGUGCAAAAUCCAAGAUGCUGUCACAAAAUGUAUUCAGUGGGGUCCUUUGGAUGGACAUGCUGUCUGUAGCUCAGUGCCCAGAAAAUAUUGGAGUAACAGCAAUUUAGUUGACUCCUGCACCUGUAUUUGUGUAUAAUUGCUCGUGUUGUGCAUAGGCAAAGAAGGGUUAGGAUGUUUUUGGAAGUACUGCUGCAUCAGUACCGAUAUAGUGUGUCAGCUCUGUUUACGAAGCAAUACAGUCAAAUUUUAUUGAUGUUUUUCAGUGUUGUACUAAAUUUUGUGCUUGUGAACUCCAUAAAAAAAUAUGUGCCGCCAUCAGACACAACUGGUAACAGAGUGUACUGCCUAAAAACUAAACAAAAAGUCCUUGGCACUGGCUAGUGUAUGUCCUCUCAAGUGCCUUUUUGUUUGUACUGCUUCUCAUUGUGUUAACAUUAACUACAGCUCUGCUUCUCUGCAGUUAUGCCCUUGUCUUUAAUCAUAUUCUGAUGGCUCACUGACUGAAAAAAAGUGUAUUUUAGUGUAAGAAGGUAGCCUCAGCAAGGCAAGGGCUAAUCAGAUUUGACAACUGGCUCGAUUGUUCUGCUUUCUGUAUUUCAACUUCACAUCUCUUGACCCUUUUGUAUAAAGCUGCAAUAUCCCCUUUUAUUGUUCUUUCAUAUAGAAUGUAUUUUCAAAUGUAAAAUCUCUCUCCCUUUCUCUUCUCUUUUUCUCUGUCUUUUCCUCUCUGAGUAGAUUGCAUAAGCAUUUGCCAUUGCCAAGGAAAGAAAACUGCAGCUUUAACUUGCUGGUAAUGGCAAAGGAUUUUAUUAGAGUUUGUGUUAAAAAGUAAGGGAAAAUUCUUAACUUUACCCUCCAAAGUCGAACUUUGGGUUUCUUCUUAACAGCAUAAAGUGACAGUAUCUUUUUUCCUGAAGUCAUGAAACAUGUCUUUUAUCCUGAACAGCUUUGCCUGUUAAUUACACUAGGGAAAAUGAUUCCUUUACUGAAAAGAUUGCCUUUAAAAUGAGAAAUUUUCCUCCUCCUCCUGCCCCUACCUGAACCCAGAGUUCUCUUCUCUCAGUAAAGGUGUCUUUUCAUGCUAAUCAAUGUUAACUGGGCUUACGCAUGGGUACUGAGGGCAGAAUAAAAUCCCACAGUGUAUGUAGAGUGUGUUCUUACCAUUCUGUUACAUCCAAUAGGCAUUUCAUACCUGGAGGUUUCUGUUUGACCAGAAGGGCAGAUAGUGACAGAUUCAGUGAGCUGAGUAAUGUAAGCUGUCGGAAAAUGUGUUUGACAAUUAUGUGGCAAUUUUUUAAUAUUUUAGAACAAAUAUUAUUGGACAAAUAAUAUUCAACAGCCUAUGCAGCUGGUCCAACAGGGUAAAAAGA
Molecule: messenger RNA, 4242 nt
Organism: Cariama cristata (Red-legged seriema)
Lineage: Eukaryota; Metazoa; Chordata; Aves; Cariamiformes; Cariamidae
Gene: NRP1
Product: neuropilin 1
Exons: 15
Biological process (GO): axon guidance; angiogenesis; vascular endothelial growth factor signaling pathway
Cellular component (GO): membrane
Molecular function (GO): semaphorin receptor activity; vascular endothelial growth factor receptor activity
Source: RefSeq, a predicted model, not a curated record